Molecule: messenger RNA, 765 nt
Organism: Amaranthus tricolor (Joseph's coat)
Lineage: Eukaryota; Viridiplantae; Streptophyta; Magnoliopsida; Caryophyllales; Amaranthaceae
Exons: 2
Coding region: 1-765 (254 amino acids)
Source: RefSeq, a predicted model, not a curated record
AUGGUGGUGGCGUUUCUCUCCGAAACCGAUAAUGCUCUGUGGAAAAGAAUUUUGAAGUCUGUACAUGAAAAUAAGGGGUUAAAAGCAUCGGCGGACGCUUUUCACAAGGUUAAAGAUGGUACAUGGGCUCAUCUUCUGAGUAACGACGCCGACACGUCCAGAAUUAGAUCAAUCAUAGAAGAAGGCAUGCUUGUGAAAGUCGAAAAUGGAAACUCCGUUCGUUUUUGGCAUGAUAGGUGGUGUGAAGUCGGAAUGCUAAAAAGGGCAUUCCCUAGAUUGAACCUAUACGAAUGGGAAAAUGGCGAGAUCUCAAGGCUCAAGAACCACAUUGAACGGAUCAAACCAGACAGGGAUAGGGAAGAUAGGGUGGUCUGGAAACACUCGGGUAGUUUGUAUUACCCUACAAAGAGCAUUGGGGCGAAAAUGUUCGAGGAGCAAGAGCCCAUUCUAUCCAAACCUCUAAUCAAUCUCAUAUGGCAAAGAUUCAUCCUUCCAAGAGCACAGUUGUCCGUAUGGUUGGCUAAUCUAGAAAAACUCAAAACUGGUGAUUUUCUUGCAGAAAAGGGUAUUAUUAACACUCAACUGGCCGUUUGCCCAUUCUGUAACACAGAAACAGAGUCAAAUUCUCAUAUCCCGUUUACAUGCAGUUUCGCCUGGAGGUCCUGGAUGAAAAUAUUGAAAUGGUGGGGCAUUUCUGCGGUUCUCCAUAGUCGAUGUAGAAACUUCAGUAUUGAAUGGUUUGGUCUGGUGAAAAGCCGAAAAUGA